This is a messenger RNA of Egretta garzetta (little egret), 1574 nucleotides long. RefSeq names its product SGT1 homolog, MIS12 kinetochore complex assembly cochaperone (gene SUGT1). The record is from RefSeq and is a predicted model, not a curated record. Gene Ontology annotation, biological process: protein stabilization. The transcript is spliced from 12 exons. Gene Ontology annotation, molecular function: protein-folding chaperone binding. Bases 1 to 1140 code for a protein of 379 amino acids. NCBI's taxonomy places the organism in Eukaryota, Metazoa, Chordata, Aves, Pelecaniformes, Ardeidae.
AUGCCCAAACCCAAGCGGCUGCCGCCGGCUGACCGGCGGUUGGGCACCUGGCAGCGCUCCCCGCCGCUGGGGAGUGCCGGAGAUGCCACCAGGAACAGGGGCAGGCGCUGCACAGGCGUCGCCGACACAGUUCUCGUCCUGAGGGCUAUCUCAGAGUUUGGUGUUGUAUUUUUAUGUGGAAUUCUGAGGUGCCAUUUCAUGUUUUUCUAUGUGUCUUUACAGGAACUGACAAUAGCUUUGGAGAACAAUCCAGAUGAUGCCGAAUAUUAUUGUCAACGAGCUUAUGCUCAUAUUCUUCUACAGAAAUAUGCUGAUGCAGUUGCAGAUGCAAAGAAGUCCCUAGAACUCAACCCCAAUAAUGCUGUAGCGCUCCUUAGAAAAGGGUUAGGUGAAUAUCAUAUUAAAAACUAUGCAUCUGCUUUAGAGUCUUUCAGAGAGGGACAGAGGUUGGACAAUGUAGAUGAUACCUUUACUAUUUGGAUUAAAAGAUGUGAGGAAACACUAAACGCAUCACAGACAGAAGUGAAUACACAGCAGCAGCCUCUGCCACCAAAGAUCAAAUAUGACUGGUACCAAACAGAAUCUCAAGUAAUUGUGACUAUAAUGAUCAAGAAUGCACAGAAGGAUGAUGUCAGUGUGCAGUUCUCAGAGAAAGAGAUGAAUGCAUCAGUGAGACUUCCAUCAGGUGAAGACUACAACUUAAAGCUUGUUCUUCUUCACUCUAUAGUGCCAGAGCAAAGUACGUUUAAAGUGCUUUCAACAAAGGUCGAGAUAAAAAUGAAGAAGCCUGAGGCUGUAAGAUGGGAGAAGCUGGAGGGGCAGGGAGAUUCUCCUAAGUUAAAGCAAUUUACACCAGAUACCCAGCACUUGUAUCCAUCAUCGUCUCACUAUACGAGGAACUGGGACAAACUGGUAGUUGAAAUCAAAGAAGAGGAAAAGAAUGAGAAGUUAGAAGGAGAUGCUGCUUUAAAUAAACUCUUCCAGCAAAUUUAUUCAGAUGGUACAGAUGAAGUGAAACGUGCCAUGAACAAAUCGUUUAUGGAGUCUGGAGGCACAGUCCUGAGUACCAACUGGUCUGAUGUUGGUAAAAGGAAGGUAGAAGUAAAUCCUCCUGAUGACAUGGAAUGGAAGAAAUUCUAAUCCUAUUUUUAAUCUUACCAUCUGUGUGUUGCCAUAGUCAUGUACUGACCACUGUGUAUGGACAUAGCGUUCUUGGAAUCAAAGCACUGAAUGUUCCCUUGGAAUCAGGAAUUGUCUUUGCAUUUUGCGUGCUUUAGAAAUUCCUUCAUCUGCAGAUGUUUAAGAUAUAUUCAAGAGCGGAACCCUGUUUUCAUCAUCUCUGUCUAAUUUUUGGAAAUGGAGUUAAUCACAGUCUAAAUUUUCUACCGCCUUUAUCAGCUCUGCUCUUUGGGGAUGGGGUGGUCUCUAAUGGGCUGGUCAGGAUUAUUGCCUUAUGCCCGGUGUUUCUGUUCAGUAACUUAUUAGAUCUUGGCAACUUUGAGUAAAAACACUUUUCAACAACAGUGUUAAACUUGUUUGCUCUUCAACUCUGCUAAAUAAAACUGUAAAUAUAA